Penicillium cosmopolitanum is the source of this 633-nucleotide messenger RNA. Its product is annotated as ankyrin repeat domain-containing protein. The record is from RefSeq and is a predicted model, not a curated record. Gene Ontology annotation, molecular function: protein binding. Bases 1 to 633 code for a protein of 210 amino acids. Lineage: Eukaryota; Fungi; Ascomycota; Eurotiomycetes; Eurotiales; Aspergillaceae. The transcript has a single exon.
AUGCCACAAUUUCAAGACCUACCAACUGAACUCAUUCACAUGAUAUCAGAAUUUCUGGAUGACGAGUACGCGAUAAAUUCCCUCCUCCAAACAAAUAGGAGACUCUUCACUCUCCUAAACCCCGCCCUUUACCUACACCAUGCUCAAUAUCCACUACCGAUAGCUCUCGAAUGGGCAGCCAGGCAUGGCUUUGAAAGAACAGUGCGCUAUGCGCUAGAUGCUGGCAUUUCGCCAAAUCAGGCCUACGAACAAGAAUGGUUGCCCUUGGCCUUGGCUUGUAUUCACGGACAUGAAGGCGUGGUGCGCAUUUUGCUUAAACAUGGGGUCGACCUCAAUGCAGAUGUGGAAUGGAGUAAUUUUGACGAUAACGAUGAUCGGUUUGAAAGUGAGGAUUAUGGGUAUCCGGCCGCAUUGGCUGCUCGGAGGGGCCAUGAGUCUAUCGUGAAGCUGCUGCUAGAAUUUGAUACCCCGAUCGAUGAUGAGACGGAGCGCGGCGAUACGCCUCUUGGGAUGGCGGCUGGAGCUGGGCAUUUGUCAAUGGUGAAGUUUUUGGUUGAAGAGGGCUGUGAAAUUGACAUGCCAGCGGUUCCGCAUCUCUGUCACGCGGCUGAUUCUUUUCUGCUAUUUUAUUAG